Lachancea nothofagi CBS 11611 is the source of this 420-nucleotide messenger RNA. Lineage: Eukaryota; Fungi; Ascomycota; Saccharomycetes; Saccharomycetales; Saccharomycetaceae. The record is from the annotation of a GenBank genome assembly.
AUGGUAGUGCACAUUUUGGGGAAAGGUUUCAAGGGUAAAGAGGUUAUAAAGAUUGCGCUAGCGUCGAAGUUCUAUGGUAUUGGGCUCAAGACGUCAGAAACAUUAUGUUCAAAACUUGGAUUUUAUCCCUGGAUGCGCAUGCACCAACUAUCUGAACCGCAAAUCAUGAACAUCACAAGCGAGCUCUCGAAUAUGACUAUUGAGGGCAAUGCUAGGGCCGUGGUAAAGGACAAUAUAGCGCUGAAGAGAAGAAUCGGCUCGUACGAAGGUAUGAGACAUGCUUUGAACCUGCCGGUGCGUGGCCAACGUACGAGAAAUAACGCAAAGACCGCUAGACGGCUCAAUCGGGUUGAUAGACGUGGCUACCAUACGAGCACCGGGGGCAAUAAGGUAACGUGGUGGAAACGUUGGUUCUUCUAG